AUGAAGGCAGUCGCUGCGUUAAUGUCCUUGGGCUUGGCGACUUCGGCGUUGGCCACUCCGUCCUGGCACGACCUCGCCAUCACCGCCCCUCGCUACGGCCGACACUGCCUGGGAGCUCGUCCACAAGCUGAACAAGACGUCCAUCGAUCCAUCGACUUUUACCUCAAGACGCGCGCCGAGCAGGGCUACAACGCGGUCCAGACCGUCGUGAUCUCGGAGAAUAACGGGACAACGCGCCCCAAUUUCUACGGCGACCUCCCGUUCAACGACUCGGACACGACCAAGCCCAAUGAAGCGUACUUUGAGCUGGUGGACUGGACCGUGGACCUCGCUGCGAGUUACGGCAUCUUGAUGGUGCUUGUUCCUGCUUGGGGCAACUGGAUCAGCGGUGGGUGGCACGGCACCGAGGAGCCUCUUUUCAACGAUUUAACCGCGUAUGACUGGGGCAAGUUCAUUGGCGACCGGUACCCCGGAGUCCCGAAGAUCCUCGGAGGUGACACCAACUGCCUCUGGGCACGGAAUCUGAUGGCCUCGAGCAUUUCGUACGCUUCUAGCCCCGAUGUGGACCCUGCCACGCUCGUGGGGACGAUCGAGGACACGACCCACCUCUGGACCAGCAUGCGCUCGGGCUUGAAAGAUGGCGAAGAAGCUCAAGGUUACGAGCCUGUGAUCCUCUUCCACCCGACGGCGGGACGAAUCGCCAGGCCGCUGAGCACUCCGGAGGCGUUGGGUCACCUGAUGCUGCCGAAGGAGGAGGACCGCGUGUCCAUUGACGCGGUGCAGUCGGGCCAUGCCACGCCUGAGUCGCUUGGUGCGUUUACUCCCUUUGAAGCGAGAGACUCGACCAAGAACUACGAGCUCAUCGCUGCCAUGAGAGACGGCUUCACCGGCCCAGUGCUUGACCUCGAAAACCACUACGAAGGCGCGCACUACAACUUCGACCCGAACUAUCCGAUCUGGAACUCGUCCGAGGUGCGCACGGGUCUCUACAACGCAGUUUACAGCGGAGCCGCAGGCUUCACCUACGGCGCCAACAGCGUCUGGCAGAUGUAUGAGCCGCGCUCCGAUCUGCUCCGCGACAGCGACUACUACGCUCCUUCGGUGAACCAGAAUGUGUCGGGCUCUUGGCGCCGCGAUAUCUUCUUCGAAGGAGCCACACAGAUCCAGUACGUCACCAAACCGCUGCAGAACCGCACGAUUGAAGAACUCGAGCUGCUUCAACCCGCUCGCCACCUUCUCUCCAGUCCCCGCGGAUACUCGGACGUAGCGGUCAACGCGUUCGAGAGCACCAGAUUCAUUUCCGUGUUGGCAUCGGGAACCCACGACCGCUACUACGUGUACACGGGGCACGGUGACUCGUUUAGCCUCGAACUGGGCAACGGAUCGGAACGCUCGGGUGUUGCACGCUGGUUCUCCCCUCGCGACGGGCAGUACUACGCAGACUCUAUGGUGACCGUCGCUGCCAAUGGCGAUGACGCGCGUGUGGACUUCACUCCACCUUCGGGCGAAGGUGUCGACAACGAUUGGGUCCUGGUCCUGGAGUUUUAG
Messenger RNA from Phytophthora sojae, 1548 nucleotides. RefSeq lists its product as hypothetical. The record is from RefSeq and is a predicted model, not a curated record. Lineage: Eukaryota; Oomycota; Peronosporomycetes; Peronosporales; Peronosporaceae. The coding region runs from base 1 to 1548 and encodes 515 amino acids. The transcript has 2 exons.